Messenger RNA from Stegodyphus dumicola, 4617 nucleotides. It is a transcript of the gene Dhc36C, whose product is annotated as Dynein heavy chain at 36C. The record is from RefSeq and is a predicted model, not a curated record. Gene Ontology annotation, biological process: microtubule-based movement. Gene Ontology annotation, cellular component: dynein complex. Lineage: Eukaryota; Metazoa; Arthropoda; Arachnida; Araneae; Eresidae. Gene Ontology annotation, molecular function: dynein light intermediate chain binding; minus-end-directed microtubule motor activity; ATP hydrolysis activity.
AUUUUCCGAGUAUUUUAUGAUAGACUGGUUGACAAUGGAGACCGUACUUGGUUUUUUGAAUGUGUGAAAAAAGUUUGCCAAGAAGAACUCCAUCAGGAUUUUCAUGAAUUACUCUCAUCACUGGAUGUUGAUAACGAUAAUAUUGUAACAGAAGAUGAUAUGCGAUCUCUUAUGUAUUGUGAUUUUAGUGAUCCAAAGUCAGACAGCCGCCUUUAUUUGGAGGUCACAGAUUUCAGUUCUUUAAAAACAAUCAUUGAAGGUUAUUUAGAAGAAUAUAACAACAUGAGCAAGAAACCAAUGGGUCUUGUUUUAUUUAGAUUUGCUGUUGAGCAUCUGUGUCGUAUCUCCAGAGUCCUUAAACAGCGUCGUAGUCAUGCUUUGCUUGUUGGGGUUGGUGGAUCAGGAAGACAGUCUCUUACACAUUUAGCAGCUCAUGUUGCAGACUAUGAACUUUUUCAGGUGGAAAUAAGCAAAAGCUACACGAUGACUGAAUGGCGUGACGACCUUAAAUUGAUUCUUCGCAAAUCAACAGUUUCUGAACAGCAUGGUGUUUUCCUGUUCACUGACACUCAAAUCAAGGAGGAAUCAUUUUUAGAAGAUAUAAAUAACUUACUUAAUGCUGGUGAAGUUCCAAAUCUGUUUGCAACUGAUGAAAAACAAGAAAUCUGUGAGAAAAUGAGACAGAUCGAUAAACAAAGAGAAAAAUCUCAACAAACUGAUGGCUCUCCAGUUGCUCUGUUUAAUUUAUUUAUUCAGAGAGUACGUGAUCAGUUGCACAUUGUUUUAGCCAUGAGUCCAAUUGGAGAUUCCUUUCGAAAUCGAUUGCGUAAAUUCCCAUCAUUAGUUAAUUGUUGCACUAUUGACUGGUUCCAGGCAUGGCCUGAGGAUGCCCUUGAAGCUGUUGCUACCAAAUUCCUUGAAGAAGUUGAACUAGCAGAAAAUGAAAGGGAUGGCUGUAUAUACAUGUGUAAGAGUUUCCAUACUACUACAGAGGAAUUUUCACAACUUUAUUUUACAAAGUUGCAGCGACAUAAUUAUGUUACACCCACUUCAUUUUUAGAACUAAUUUCUACAUUCAAUACUCUUCUGGAAAAAAAAAGGAAGUCAGUAUUGAAUGCAAAAAAACGUUAUGAAACUGGUUUGCAAGAACUUCAAAAUGCUGCAUAUGCUGUAACUAAAAUGCAAGAAAAAUUGACUAGUCUUCAGCCAACUUUAGUUAUUGCUGGCAAAAAAGUUGAGGAACAAAUGGCAAUAGUUCAAGCUGAAUCAGCAGAUGUUGCUGAAGUGGAAAAAGUAGUCAAACAAGAUGAAGCUGUAGCAAAUGAGCAGGCUGCAGCUGCACAAGCUAUUAAAGAUGAAUGUGACUCGGAUCUAGCUAAAGCUGUUCCGAUUCUUGAAGCUGCUUUAGCUGCUUUAGAUAUAUUGACUCCUGCUGAUAUAACUGUAGUAAAGUCAAUGAAAAGUCCUCCAGCUGGUGUAAAACUUGUCAUGGAAGCAAUAUGUGUUUUAAGAGGUAUCAAACCUGAUAGAAUACCUGAUCCUGCUGGAACUGGGAAAAUGAUUGAAGAUUAUUGGGGUCCUUCUAAAAAACUGUUAGGAGAUAUGAAAUUUUUAGAUGGUUUAAAAAACUAUGACAAGGAUAAUAUCCCUGCAAAAGCUAUGAAAGAAAUCAGACAAAAAUAUACAUCUAACCCCGAAUUUGACCCAGAAAAAAUCAAAAGUGCCUCAACAGCUGCCGAAGGUUUAUGCCGCUGGGUUCGAGCAAUGGAUUCGUAUGAUCAUGUUGCCAAAAUUGUGGCCCCCAAAAAGGAAGCUCUAGCUCAUGCAGAAAGUGAUCUGGCUGAAGCUUUAGCAGCCCUCAAAGUGAAACAGGAUAGCUUAAAAGAAGUACAAGAUAAACUGGCUGAAUUAGAAAGGAAACUUGCCCAAGCACAAAAAGAAAAAGAAGAUCUUGAAAAUCAAGUUGAGUUAUGUGCUACUCAACUAGAACGAGCUCAGCUCUUAAUUGGUGGCCUAGGAGGUGAAAAGGAUCGUUGGAGUGAAUCUGCUGUACAACUUGGAAUUCAGUAUGAUAAUUUAACUGGAGAUAUAUUAAUUGCUUCAGCUGUGGUUGCUUAUCUUGGAGCUUUUACAUCAGCUUUUCGACAAGAACAAUGUUUUGCAUGGGUAGCUGCAUGCAAAGAACAUGGUAUACCAUGUUCAGAGGAAUUUUCAUUAAGAACUACUCUCGGGGACCCUGUACUUAUAAGAGACUGGAAUUUAGCUGGUUUACCUACUGACAAUUUUUCAGUUGAAAAUGGUAUCAUCAUCAGCAACGCUCGCAGAUGGCCACUUCUGAUUGAUCCACAGGGUCAAGCAAGUAAAUGGAUAAAAAAUAUGGAGAAAGCAAACAAAAUGCAAGUCAUAAAGCUUACUGAUUCAGAUUUUGUUCGGACUUUGGAGAAUUGUAUUACAUUUGGAAACCCAGUAUUACUUGAAAAUGUUGGAGAAGAGUUGGAUCCUGUUUUAGAGCCAUUGCUGCUGAAGCAAACAUUUCGUCAGGGAGGUAUGGUUUGCAUAAAGCUGGGAGAUUCAACUAUUGAAUAUUCUUCAGAUUUUCGCUUUUAUAUUACAACAAAAUUACGCAAUCCUCAUUAUUUACCUGAAACUUCUGUAAAAGUAACACUGGUGAACUUUAUGAUAACACCAGCUGGACUUGAAGAUCAGCUGUUAGGUAUUGUUGUAGCAAGAGAGAAACCUGAAUUGGAGGAGCAAAAAAACAACCUUCUUUUACAAGGAGCUGAAAAUAAAAGGCAACUGAAAGCAAUUGAAGAUAAAAUUUUAGAACUUCUAACUUCUGGUACUAAUAUUUUGGAAGAUGAAACAGCUGUAAAAAUUAUAUCAUCAAGCAAGGAGCUAUCUAAUGAAAUUCAGCAAAAGCAGGUGUUUGCUGAAGAAACUGAAGCACAAAUUGACCAAACUAGAUUAGGCUACAAACCUAUUGCUGUUCAUUCUUCUAUCUUAUUCUUCACAAUAGCUGAUUUAGCUAGCAUUGAUCCAAUGUACCAGUAUUCUUUGCCUUGGUUUAUAAAUUUAUACAUAAAUGCUAUUGAUAAUUCAGAAGUGUCAGAUAAUCUAAACGAAAGACUAGAAAUUCUGAAGAACUUUUUUAUGGAAUCCUUAUAUGUUAAUGUUUGCCGAAGUUUAUUUGAAAAGGAUAAGCUUCUUUUUUCUUUCUUACUUUGCAUUAACAUUUUGAAAGCUGAAGGUAAAAUUAAUGAAGAAGAGUGGAGAUUUUUACUCACUGGUGGUAUAGGUCUUGAAAAUCCUCAUCCCAAUCCUUUUUCAUGGUUACCAAAUAAAUCUUGGGAUGAAUUUUGCCGCCUCAGUGACAUGAAAUUUUUUUCUGGUCUUCGGGAAUCAAUUUGUGAAGAGGAGAAAGCAUUUAAAGUUUUAUUUGAUAGUCUGAUGCCUCAUGAAGAGAUUAUACCAGGUGAAUGGAAUAAUAAACUUUCAAGUUUUCAAAAGCUUCUCAUUAUGAGAUGCAUAAGAUUUGACAAAAUGAUUCCUGCUGUUCAAAAGUUUGUCAUGGAUAAUCUUGGAAAAGCAUUCAUUGAACCUCCUCCUUUUGAUCUAGGAAAAGCUUUUGCAGACAGUAAUUGUUGUUCUCCACUAAUUUUUAUUUUAUCACCUGGAGCUGAUCCAACUGCUGCUUUGCUGAAAUUUGCUGAUGAUCAGGGAUUUGGAGGUUAUCGUUUAAACUCUUUGUCGCUUGGUCAAGGACAAGGUCCUAUUGCAAUGCGGUUAAUUGAAGAAGGAAAAUCCCAGGGUAGCUGGGUUGUACUCCAAAACUGUCAUCUAGCUAAAUCAUGGAUGCCUAUUUUGGAAAAAGUAUGUGAGGAACUUUCUUUAGAAAAUACAAGUCCUGAAUUUCGUUUAUGGUUAACAUCAUAUCCAGCUGAUCAUUUCCCUGUAUCAGUUUUGCAAAAUGGUGUUAAGAUGACCAAUGAACCACCAAAGGGAUUGAAAGCCAAUAUAAUUCGGUCAUACCUUAGUGAUCCUCUUUGUGAGUCUGAAUUUUUUGAAGGCUGUACCCAACCAGAAGCAUUCAAGAAAUUACUGUAUGCAUUGACAUUUUUCCAUGCUUUGGUACAAGAACGGAGAAAAUUUGGUCCCUUAGGAUGGAAUAUUCCUUAUGAAUUUAAUGAAACAGAUUUAAGAAUUAGUGCCCAACAGUUGUCUAUGUUUUUAAAUCAGUAUCCAGAAGACAUUCCAUUUGAUGCCAUCAGAUAUUUGACUGGUGAAUGUAACUAUGGAGGGCGUGUUACUGAUGACUGGGAUCGCCGAACUCUUAUCACCAUUUUAGGAAAAUUCUAUUGUAAAGAAACUGUUUCUGUUGAUAGUUAUUGUUUUGAUUCUGUUGGAAUUUAUUAUGCUCCACCUGAAGGAACAUACCAAUCAUAUAUUGACUACACAAAUACAUUACCCCUUAUCGCUAAGCCAGAUGUCUUUGGAAUGCACUCCAAUGCUGAAAUUACUAAAGACCAAGGAGAAACUAACUUACUGUUUGAUAGUAUUCUUCUUACUCAAGUAAACUUGCUGUUUCUUAGCUCAUUACUAACAAUUAUUCUGAAGUGA